Messenger RNA from Rotaria sp. Silwood1, 1671 nucleotides. The record is from the annotation of a GenBank genome assembly. Lineage: Eukaryota; Metazoa; Rotifera; Eurotatoria; Philodinida; Philodinidae.
AUGAAUUCAUUUACUAAAAAGAAUGGUGAAAUAAUAAAUGUAUCUAAUCGAGUUACUUCGAUUGUAUUACAAGAAUCAUCUCAUAUUGAUAGAAAUACUUUUGAAAGUCUUGGAUAUGAUCUGAAAUCAGAUUUUCUAAUCUAUGAUGUUACAAAGACGGUAUUAAAUGCUUUUACACCAAUCGUAACACGUCAAUCAUCUAGUAGAAAAGAUUUACUUUUCAUAAGUAAAAAAUUAUCAAUAAUGAUAAAACAUAAAAUAAUUUAUUUAUUGGGUAAUCAUGGUUGUGGUACUCAAAUACUUAAUUAUGAUUUUAUUCAAGAUAAUGAUAUUGAAUAUAAACUUUAUCAAUUAAUAAAUAAUUAUAAUUUUAAUGAUAUAAAUGAUUUACUUGAAUAUGCAAAUGAAAUUGAUAAUGUUGAUAAAAAAAAAUUAUAUAUAAGAUGGUAUUUAAAUAAAAAUUCAUUCAAAUUAAAUAAACAAACUAAUAUUAUUCAAAUAGGAGAAUAUAAUAUACCAAUAAAACAAACUAUAUUUAAACUUAUUAAUGAAGGAGAAUCAAAAAAAAUUUAUAAAGAUAUUACUGGAAAUCCAUUUACUAAUAAUUUAGUAUUUAUUGUAUUAAAAUCUACUAUUUAUUCACAUUCAAAGCAACUUACUGGAGAAAUUAAUAAUUUAGGUUCAAUACGUGCAUGUGGUUGUCAAUUGUUUUUAGAAGUGAUGUGGCGUAAUGGAAUAAAACAUAGUUAUCGUUCAAUAAAUAAAAAUGGUAUUAUUAUAAGUGAUUUAAUUAAUGAAAUUCCUCCGAUUGAAGUUAUUGUUAAAAGAUAUUGUCAAGGAACUGAUAAAAAUUCAUACAAUGAUAUAUUAUUAAAUGAAAAUAUAACAACUAAAGAUAAUUCUUUAAAUAAAUUUGAUAAAAAUAUAUGCAGAUUAGCUGGAUUAAAAUCAUAAAUAUAUAAUUAUAAUUAUUAUUUUUAUCAAAAUGAAAUAAAAAAAUUAUUAAAUAAUAAUAAAUUAAAAAUUCCUUAUCAUUUAAAAUAUUUAUGGUCAAAUAUUUCAAAUCAAAUUAAUCGACGUAUUCUUAUUACAAUGGAUUUAUUUAAUGGUAAACCAGUUUUAGUUAAAAGUUCACAAAUAAAUCAAUAUCAUAGUAAUUCAGAUUAUAUUCAAGCUAUGAAUUAUAUAUCAAUAUUUUCUGAUAUAUUAAUUAUUGAUUUAAAUCGAGUUUUUGAUCAAACAAAUAAAAUAAUUAAAGAAUUAGAAAAUAAAUAUUAUAUACAUACAGGUGGUGGUUUAAGAACAUUAAUUGAUAUUGAUGAUAUGCUUAAAUCAGGUGUUCGUCAUUGUGUUUUAUCAAGUAUGAAUGAUGAAUUAAUUAAAAAAAUUCCAAAAGAUCGUUUAAUUAUUGAAAUAAGUAUAAAUGAAAAAAAUGAAGUUCUUAUAAAUGGUCGUCAAAUUAAUACACAUAUAAAUAUAAUUAAUAAAAUCAAUCAACUUAUUCAAAUAGGUAUUCAAAUUAUUAGUAUAACAUUUGUUCAAACUGAAGGGCAUUUAUUAGGAAUACCUCGUCAACAAAUACAUGAUCUUAUUAUUCAAAUACCAAAUUAUAUUGAAAAAAUUUAUAUUGCUGGUGGUAUAACAACAUUAGAUGAUUUAGAAUAUUUAUGA